Sebastes umbrosus (honeycomb rockfish) is the source of this 2587-nucleotide messenger RNA. It is a transcript of the gene galnt16, whose product is annotated as UDP-N-acetyl-alpha-D-galactosamine:polypeptide N-acetylgalactosaminyltransferase 16. Gene Ontology annotation, cellular component: Golgi apparatus. Bases 149 to 1864 code for a protein of 571 amino acids. The transcript has 15 exons. The record is from RefSeq and is a predicted model, not a curated record. NCBI's taxonomy places the organism in Eukaryota, Metazoa, Chordata, Actinopteri, Perciformes, Sebastidae.
GCUGUCUGUCUGCUGCUGCUGCUUCUCAUCGCAUCACCGUUGGAGGGUUGAGGCUGCACCUUCUGCCUCUCUGACAGACGGACCUGGGGGGGAACCAGACCAGACCAGACGCCGGGCUCGCCUCCGGAGCCCUCCAUAUGGGCUCAGCAUGCGCAGGAUACGGGCCAACGCCAUCGCCAUUCUGACCGUCGCGUGGAUCCUAGGCACCUUUUAUUACCUGUGGCAGGACAACAAGCCGCAGUCAUCUCCGGCGUCAUCCGCAGCGCAGACCCGAGGCGGGGGCAGGGGGAGCCACGGGGGGCUGAAGGGACCGGGACGGCUCGAGAUCCACCGGGACGACCGGACCAUACCGCUCAUAGUGACCCAGCCCCCGCGGGCGGAGCAGCAGGGACAGCUGCUGGGCGGCUUCGAUGAGAAGGCUUACCUGGCGGCGAAGCAGCUGAAGCCGGGGGACGACCCGUACAGAGAACACGCCUUCAACCUGCAGGAGAGCGACCGGCUGGGCAGCGAGCGAGCCAUCAGAGACACCCGACACUACAGGUGCGCGUCUCUGAAUUAUGACACAGACCUUCCCUCCACGAGUAUCAUCAUCACUUUCCACAAUGAGGCUCGCUCUACUCUCCUUCGCACGAUCAAAAGUGUCUUGAUGCGAAGUCCUCCAUCUCUGAUCCAAGAGAUAAUCCUGAUAGAUGACUUCAGCUCUGACCCUGAGGACUGCCAGCUGCUGUCUCAGAUCCCCAAAGUGCGCUGCCUGAGGAACGGCAGGAGAGAGGGUCUGAUCCGAUCACGUGUGCGAGGAGCCAACACGGCUUCGGCCUCCAUCUUGACCUUCUUGGACAGCCACUGCGAGGUCAACGCCGAUUGGCUGCAGCCCAUGAUCCAGAGAGUGAAGGAGGACCAUACGCGGGUGGUCAGCCCCAUCAUAGACGUCAUCAGCCUGGAUAACUUCGCCUAUCUGGCUGCCUCUGCGGACUUGAGAGGAGGAUUUGACUGGAGUCUCCACUUCAAAUGGGAGCAGAUUCCCAUCGAGCAAAAAAUGGCGAGGAGCGACCCGACACAGGCAAUCAGGACUCCCGUCAUCGCUGGUGGGAUCUUCGUCAUGGACAAGAGCUGGUUCAACCACCUGGGCCAGUAUGACACCCACAUGGACAUCUGGGGAGGGGAGAACUUUGAGCUUUCUUUCCGGGUGUGGAUGUGCGGAGGAAGCCUGGAGAUUCUUCCCUGCAGCCGCGUGGGUCACGUGUUCAGGAAACGACACCCGUACGACUUCCCAGAAGGCAAUGCCCUCACCUACAUUAAGAACACCCGGCGGGCUGCUGAGGUGUGGAUGGACGAGUAUAAACAGUACUACUACUCCGCCAGGCCGUCGGCCCAGGGCAAGGCCUUUGGCAGCAUUGCAGACCGUCUGACUCUGCGGCGGAAGUUGAACUGCAAACCUUUCCGCUGGUACAUGGAGAACGUCUAUCCUGAGCUGAGGGUCCCCGAGCAGGAAGCGGUGUCCAGUGUGCUGAAACAAGGUGGUUUGUGUCUGGAGACCCGUGGGACCGACGCCCUCGGCCUGGCAGAGUGCAGGGGCAUCGGAGGCAUCAGGCCGCAGUCGCAGCGAUGGGAACUAAUAGAGCCGCUGCUCCGGCAGCAGGACCUCUGCCUGGCCAUUUCAGCCUUCACAGCAGGGUCAAAGGUCAAGAUGGAGACCUGCAAUAACAAAGAGCCCAGACAGAAGUGGAAGCCUAAAGGCACGGCUCUGCAGCACAUGGUCAGCGGCCUCUGCCUGGACAGCCAGACGCCGACAGGCCCUCCGGUCAUCACGCAGUGUCGCCCCCAGAUGGCGAGCCAGUCCUGGGAGCCGCAGAUCAUCACCUGAGCCACGGCGGACGGGGACGAGGGGAGAGGAGAGAGGAACGGAUUGUGGACCCGACCUGCAGAGGGACUCAUGGGGAUCACAUCUGCACACUGUCUGUCGCCUUGCCGAGGGAUGAACGAAGUGAGGACUGUCCUGUUGUGAUGUCGACUUCAAGCUCCUGCUCAUUGGUGACAAGAGAAAACAUUUGAAGGCCUCGUUGAGGUCUUUUCUGUACAGUGCUCCAUCCUCCGAGGAUGCUGCAGUUCUUCUACGUAAUCUAAGCUUUUCACUGACAACUGUCGCACAUCUCACUUUUUCAUUUCUGUAUCUAUCCUGGUCGACAAUGUGCUUAAAAUCAGAGUAGAGAGGAUCGCCUCGACACAUAUGAGUGCAUACUGUACUGUAGCUAAUGUGUCGAGGUGGACCUGAGCUACUCCGAGUCAAAGCCACUGCUGUCUUGUUGCCUAGUCUUAGGUGGAGGCAUGUGUGAUGACCAGGGCAGCUUUAUGUAUAGCCAACUAAAAUCUGAGCUUUUUUUUUUUAUUAUUGCUCAACAGCAGUCUUGACACCACCAUGCAAAGCACCGUCAGGAACAUUAUUUAUUGUUUUGCAUGGUCGGACCCAAAGAAUGUUUUUCUUUUUCUGUCUCUCUACAAAGUUUUAUGUAAAUAUUUGGAGCAGAUAUGGUUUUUGUGUCAAGUACUAUAUAUGUUGUUUGAAAAAUAAAAUGUGGUAACAAAGGAA